Gavialis gangeticus (Gharial) is the source of this 7919-nucleotide messenger RNA. It is a transcript of the gene VTI1A, whose product is annotated as vesicle transport through interaction with t-SNAREs 1A. The transcript is spliced from 9 exons. The record is from RefSeq and is a predicted model, not a curated record. Gene Ontology annotation, cellular component: SNARE complex; ER to Golgi transport vesicle membrane; late endosome membrane. Gene Ontology annotation, biological process: macroautophagy; vesicle fusion with Golgi apparatus; retrograde transport, endosome to Golgi. NCBI's taxonomy places the organism in Eukaryota, Metazoa, Chordata, Crocodylia, Gavialidae. Bases 99 to 773 code for a protein of 224 amino acids. Gene Ontology annotation, molecular function: SNAP receptor activity; SNARE binding.
UUGGGUGGCGCACAACGCGGAAGCGGCUUCCCGGCGCCGCGGAGACACUCGGGGUCCGUAGGUCGGGCGUCGCCAGCAUCGGCCCCGCCACCGCCACCAUGUCCUCUGACUUCGAGGGCUACGAGCAGGACUUCGCGGUGCUGACGGCCGAGAUCACGGGCCGCAUCGGGAAGGUGCCCAAGCUGCUGGGGGAUGAGAAGAAGCAGCUGAUUGCAAAUGUGGAGAAACAGCUGGAAGAAGCAAGAGAGCUGCUCGAACAGAUGGAGCUUGAAGUCCGAGAGAUCCCGCCUCAAAGCCGAGGAAUGUAUAGUAGCAGAAUGAGGAGCUACAAGCAAGAAAUGGGAAAACUUGAAGCCGAUUUCAAAAGGUCACGGAUCGCCUACAGUGACGAGGUGCGGAAUGAGCUCCUAGGGGAUGAUGGGAAUUCCUCAGAGAACCAGUUGAUAAAAUUACGUGAAGAGAGGGCACAUCUGCUCGAUAACACAGAGAGGCUGGAAAGGUCAUCUCGGAGACUAGAGGCUGGAUACCAAAUAGCAGUGGAAACCGAACAGAUCGGACAGGAGAUGCUGGAAAACCUCAGCCAUGACAGGGAGAAGAUCCAGCGUGCUCGGGAGAGGCUUAGAGAAACAGAUGCAAACUUGGGGAAGAGCUCCAGGAUCCUAACUGGGAUGUUGCGAAGGAUCAUCCAGAACCGGAUUUUGAUAGUUAUCCUGGCAAUCAUCAUCAUCCUCACCAUAGCGAUGGCUAUUUAUUUUUCUGUCAGGGGACGCUGAGAUCUUUCUUCUUCACUAAAACAGCAAGAAACCGCUUGUUUGGAGUAAUUGAGACAAAGUGGUCACAUGAAUCAUUCUCUUGCACUGACAGUGUCUCCCUCUCUUUCCCACUAUCAACUCAGGUGCAAGCAGCUUAAAAAUAUUUUGUAUUAUGGAUUGCACACGGAGUUAAAUUUUUCUUAUAGGUUUGUUUGGUCUUAAUAUAAAUGUUUUUGGACUCUUCAUGUUUGUGUUUUUGAUAUACAUUAAUUCUUCUGAAUUAUAUUUGUAUGUCAUAAGCUGCAUUACACUAGUAAUUCAUUAGUUGCGGGAGUUACGGGAAGAAGAGUCUAUAUUCUUUUCACGGGUGAUGUUAGGUAUAGGACGAUCUAGCUGGUAUCUGACUUUCCAUGAUAGGAGUAAAAGAGACCAAACGAUGUAGAAACAGAACCUGUCUCCUGUGAAUUACUUCUGUUCAUGAAACCCCAUAAUAAAUGUGGCCCUGCUAAUAACGAUGGUUAAUUUAAAAAAAAGAGAGCGAAAGAAAUGGCCUGACAUUUGAGUUUAUUAACAUCCACUGCGAUCUACUACGUGAUUCAAAACAAUUGUUUCCAAAGAAACUUUCCUUACUGCCUGUUGGAAACAUUUCUUCUUUCAGCAAGACCCAAAUGCAAUGCACGCAUUACUUGCCCGAAAUGUAAUAGUGCCCACAGCGCAACGUAUUUGAAUCCGCUCUGAAUCAUUCUAAAGUUAAUGUAUGUGCUGCUAAAUGUAAGCAAUAACGUAUUUUAAAGAUAUGAAGAUCCUUAUCUCUUCAUUUCGACUUACAGAGAACCCAGAUAAUAGUUCAGUAACAAGUAUAGUGUGAUGACAUUAAAUGAAAACACCAUGUAAGAUUUUGUGCGCGAGUAUGAAUACGAUGAGAUCACACGAGGAAAAUUGUUUUUAAUGAAGUGUAGCAAACCGAGCGAUUGACUUCUGGAAUAGAAAUGUAAAAAUGCUAAUUUAUACUAACACAAGUUCUUGGUUGGUACAAUAGAUUGAACUCCGUGUAUUAAGAUAUUUGUAAGUGGGAUGUGGUUUUCCCUGCCUAUUUGCCAUGCGUCUUUUGACAGCGGCGUGUGUUUUGUUGAUGAUCGUAUCCCUAGCUUUGCCAUGGGUCUUUUUUGUUCUUGUUAUGCACUAAAAGACUUUUCAUGAUAACUUUUAAAGUCAUUACAUGACACCCUUUGUGCACAUUAUGAAUCUGGAGAGCGUUUGAACCCUUGAACUGAAACAUAAGCUAGAAAUCUUUUUGGGCAAGGGUUUCAAAGGAACAAAGAUCAGUUUGUGACCCAACCCCUUUGAAAGUCAAUGUUAGUGAAGCCCCCAACUCAUUUUUCCUCUUUGAAAACCCACAGAUUCUACCUAUAGAUGUAUGUGAGCAAUCCCAUUGACUUGCCUGGUACCCUUGCCCCUGACAGUAGACUGUGGCCUUACACGUUUACGGUCUUUUGUACAUGGGCAGAAAUCACUUCUCUAAAAGUCCCAUAAUAUUACCAGCACAGAUAGGACUCUUAAAGCUUAAUAAUGAAAGUCAGGGCAGGAGGAGUCAUGAGAGCAAUGUACUUCUCCAAGAAGGUUGGGCAUGCAUAUGCAUGCAGACGGCUUGUUUAGUGUUGAGUAAAUAGAAUUGCGGUAAUAGUGUAGGACAAAAUUCAUGCAAAAUGGAACAAGGCUGAGAGCGAAGGGAAAAAUAUGCUGCAGAAACUGGGGAUUUAUCCAAACAGGUUAGAGGGUGCCUGGUUUUUUUUGUUAUAUAAACCUCAUGUUUAAAUAACCACCGUAAAUCAUAUCAAGAAAACACUAAACUCAUUCACCUUACUUGGCCGUUCCAAUGUUGCCUCAAUAAUUGAUCAGUUCAAGGAUACAGUCAUUAACUCUGGCUUAUUGGCUCGAUUAUGCAUUCCACGCAAGCACCUGCUGGUGGCAUCAAAAUGCCGUUUUUCUCACCUGUGCAGCUUGAUAUUACGUCAGACACACCCGUUGGGAUGGGACUGGGAAGGGGAAGAGAAAACGAGGCUGACCGCUCAGCUUUACUGAGCCGGUUUUACUUCACUCUCCAUAUCACCUAAUUAAUACCUGCCCACCUAACUGUAAAAGAAAGUGCGAUGGUCUCAUGGGAUCAAUGCCUUACAGUCUCCAAAAUAUGGUGUCGCUAUUGCAUUUUCCCCUGCUCACGAGCAGUUUUGGUCUGGCCGAGUACUUGCAUUUCUCUGGGAAGGCAGUGACUUCGAUGCAGAGCGCAGUCUGAACUAGCCAGCUCGACGGUGGGCUGAUGCUACGGCACAUGAGAAGCAAAAUACCCACAGGUAGGGUAACGCCCCCUGAACUAGUUUUGUCACAUCUUUAGCGCACCUCUGAAUGAAUCCGAGUCCUUACACCUGUAUACCUCAAAGAGGGAAAAUGUUUCUAAUGCUGCAAGCUUUUGUGGAAAGCACCGGAUUCAAAACACGCCCGUGCCGCUGUGCAUAAAAUUCAUGCUCGCUAAAGCCGUUCUGCUAGCAGAAGAAAUAAACUAAUUCUACACUGAUCCAAAAUCAAAAGCAAUUUAAUUAAAGACCCUUAAAGUUUUAAAGGGUUUUAAAUGCUAUACGUUUUGGGAAAAUAUCAGAAAAUGUAGCAUGACUGACGUCAGUUCCCAUCUCUGGGCUGGAAGGCCAUUUGCUAUUCUGUUUAAGGCAGGCUGGAUUGUCUUAUUUUGGAGCCAGCUUGGUGGGGGGUUUUCUUUGCUGCUGCUUCAGAGCACUGAGCUUCAAAGGCUGAAAUUAAUGGUGAACAAAAUUGUGCGGCUCUGACCAUCCCAUGCGGGGCAAACCCAUUGAGGGUUAUCAUUAAGUAAAGAAAUAAAGAAAAAAAAAAACCUGCCAGUUCCAAAAAAACCUCAUCAGAUAAUGACCUCUGUGAUUGGGUUUUCAUUACCAAACAGCACCCAGAGAUUGUCUGCCCCAUAGAAGGGGGAAAAAAAAAAGAAAAGAAAGAAAAAGAAAAAGCAACUCUCCCUCUCUCUCCUUCUCUCUCUCUCUCUCCUUCUCUCCCUCUCUUUUUUUCUGCACAUCUUUUCUUUAAACCUGUCAGAUCAUUUCAGUAUUUCAAAUCCGAGGAAAACAGCCUGCCUGCUGCUGUAUUUGAAGUUGUAAUGGUGUCAAAAAGUCACGACUGACUGACAGCCGUCAGUCCCAGAGGAGCUCAUUAAAUCAUAAAAACUUGACAAGGAAAUAAUUGAGCAUCACUGGCAACUUGGCGCCUGUUUAGACGUUUUUAUUUUCUUUCAUUAUUAGUCCCCACCAUUACGUUCAUUAACAAAUUGCAUUAAACAACUGUUAAGGGCUAAUGAUUUGUUUAUCGCUUUUUUUUUUAUUAUUAUUAUUAUUUAAACAUUAGCUGCGUCAUGUGGUACCUCAGCAGCCUCAUGCUAUCAUCUGACUGAAUAUUUUUCCACUCCGAGCUCUGGGUACCGUUGGAAUAUGAAAUAGAUUAUUCAUUACCCUCCUCUUUGCCACUGAUUUGGUUUCAUGUAGCGUCUUCCACAGAGAAAGAUGAAAACUUGUCAAAAAUAGGUUAUAUCUUAUUCUAAGGGCAACAAUAGCAGCAGGUACAGGCACACUUUAAUAUUUAAUUAAGGUUGAUGUUAACCCCUUUAAAUGACUUUAGCUGUGAGUUAUAUUCAAGUGCAGAAGAGAAAAAUAAUUGUACUUAAUUUGCAACCUGUACAGCAGGCAUUCAUCUUGGAGUUACUAGCAAAUUUAUAGAAUAAUUUUAAAUAAUGAAAUUUUCCAAUCAUAAAUAUUUAUGUCCACUUCUUUUUUUUUUUUUUUUUUUUGAUGUAGUUUUGAAUUAACCACUUUUGCACAUAUCCCAAAUAAGAAAAAAAAAAUUUUGGUCCUUUUUCUUGUUUUGAAUGAAAUGGUUCAAAUUUCAAAAUCUGGAGAAGACGUUGGGGGGGGGCAGAGGUACAUGCGAAUCCCAGAUAAAGAAGUUGUUGGCUGGGGGAACGACUUACAUGGUGGUGAUCCUAACAAGUUGACAACUUACCUUGUGCUUGGUGGAAGAGGUGGUUUCUUGGAGAGUAUUAAAUUUGGGUGGGUUUUUUAGUUUGUUGUAGUUUGGGUUUUAUUUUUAUGAGGUGGUGUUUGCCUUCACUUCUGGGUCCCAGGUGGUCUUUUUUUCUGUUUGAAAAUGUAGCUUGAAGAAUGUGGUUUCAAGUCGCUGCUACUUUUUGAUAAGAGAAAAUAUAUAUUUUUCAGUGCAUGUCAUUUUCCAUUGUGGAAUAUAAAUAAUCCCACUAUCAUGGGAGCAAUUUCAGACUUUAAUAUAAAUAGAUGUAUAAUUUUAAGUUGCUAAAAAUCGUUGAAACCGUCAAAAGCAAAGCACACGUUAUGCUUUCUUUGGUUUUUAAUAAUCAGCCUUUGAUCUCUUUUUAUUCGAUACAUUUGAAUGCACUGUACGUUCAGAGAUAUGGCGUGGUAUUUGCAUUACACACCUGUACAGGGAUUGUCACCAAGCUGGUGACAGGAAAUGUGAUAUAUCAUGAGAGAUUGCACAGUAAAUCCAUUCCAUUCAACGAAGUAUUCUGGCAUCUCGCAUUAACUCGGAUGAUGAUUUGUCACCUCCAUAGUCACAGGAGUAGAGGGAAAUACCAGGUGAAUAUGUUAUCAAGAAGUCGCUGGUUAGUGGCUGCGUUAUUCUGAGUCCUAAACAGCUGGGUCUCUUCCACCACCAGCAGGCAUUUUUGGUGCCAUUCCCGGGGAAGUCUCCAUGUGCAUUCAUGGGAUUAUGGUUUUUUGCAAUAUAUGUGCAUUUUCCUCUACAUACACUUUUAUGCUCGAAACAUAGUGGACUGUAGGCAGAGUAGAAGCCGUGUAUUUUGGAAACAAGCUAUAUCAUUCUGAACCGCUGUAUUUUGUUUGUCACACAUAAAUAAUGAAGGCAUCUACAGGAAAAAAAAAAAAACUAAAGCUAUACGCUGUGAUACAGUGAACUUGUGCACUCAGUCAUUCCCUUCAUCCAAACAACCGCCUUUGGCGUGAAUAACAGCUUGGCUGAUAUGAAGCACCGUAUUGAUCUGUUGCUCAGGAAAGUCUAUUGAUAGUUCUUGGACUUUUCCUGAAGGUAUGGCCAUAACAGCUCAGCACUGUCGGGAUCUGUUGCUUCUAUCUCCAUCUCACACCAGAUGAGUUCAAUAGGGGACAGAUCCAGAGAGAGCACUCGACUCUCAGUCUCUCUCUGUCCGUCUCUUUCUCUCCCGCGCAGACGCCCGCAAAUCUACACGCCUUUACCUUUUUAUGGCUGAAAAACUACGUAAGAAACAAUGUCAUAGAGCAUGACCAAAAAAAAUGGUAUCCAUUUUGGAAGCACAUCUCUCGUGCAGUUGACUCACUAGUCUGCUUUGGCCAGCACGGCACUCAUUUUCUAGAAAUCUGACUGUACAGCUCUUGAGCUGAGCUCCCUCUGUUGUCACGUGAACUAUAUACUUGGAUUCGCAUGUUGUGUAAUAGGAAGAUGUCCUGCACCUCCCCUUUCUCUAUCCCCAAUUUUCACUUCCUAUGGAAAUUGGGAUCAUUUCAUUCUGAGAUUCUCUGUGUGGCAACCUGACUUUUACUUGGACCUUUUGAAGCUUUUCCCUGUUACAAAAAUAUUAGUUUUGAGUAGUAAUGUUACAUACCCGACAUGGGGUUUUGCUUCUACAGCUUGUCCGGUACCUAGGGUCACCCCAUCGGCUGUGGUCACUAACGGGAAAUUCAGGUACUUCCGAAGUUUCAUGGCUGACCAACAGUUAUUGGGUGUUAAAUGAGAGAAGUUUUACAUAUUUGAAACUGUUCCCAAGACAUGUUUUUAAAAGCUGUUAUAUUGUAUGGGAAAGAAGGGAGUUUUCACUGCUUCCUUUUUUUUUUAACCCCAAGAUUCACAUCAUAACCCCAUUUUGGCUUAACAUUAACACAGAGAGUCUUUUAAACUACCUUAGCUUUGAACCAGUACUGAUGUACAAGUACUUUAUCUGUUUCUGCUUUGUGGCUUCUUCCAUUCAACGUCUGAUGAAGUCAGCUGCUGCUUACCAAAGCUUAUGCUGUGCAUCUCUGAUUUAGUUAGUCCAUAAGGUACAAAUCUACCGUGCCUUCUCCUCCAUUGAGCUAUGCCACCAAUCCAGGCACUUUAGUCUCCAGUAAAAAAAAAAAAAAAAACUGCUGUGAUCACUGUGUUGGAGCGGACAUCACACACGUGCAACUUUUUAGCUGUAUUUAUUCUUACAGUUCUGCAUUUUCUUUUAUUCUUUAUAUUGAAAUGGGACCUCUGUCAGGCAUGUAGCCCCAUUGGACUAGACACUGUCCACAUGGAAAAAAGAAGAAAUGGUCCCUUCCCUCCCCCCCCGAGUUUGCUACCCUUACUGAAUAAUGUAUUUGUAUGUAACCCUGUUUUUUUAAAGGGCAUCACAGUGGGAGCACUGAUGUAGAGGUCUUUAUCUUCCAAUGCUUUGCCCCAGUGUUACUUAUUUACACUAAUGUAAAAUGCUGCCUUUCUGAUCUAGUAGUGUUUUGUACCCUUUUGCACAAGUGUACCUGGCUGCAAGAGGUAAAGGACCGUGAAGAAUCGGAUUUAUUACUGAGAUAAUUAUAGCCUCAUCUAGCCAUACCCAACAAUUUCUCUGUGCUCCCAUAAGGAGAAAAACAUGGGUGUCUCCCAUGCUACACCCAGACAAAUCCUCAAUAUCCGCCUGGGUACAAUCCAAGUGAUGAAAAUGCCAAGAAGGGUGUAACCGUGACAAUGCUGCAUCUCUUCCUGCUUUGGGGCAGCUCUUGAAACCUUUGGGGCUUUUUAUUUUCCUCUUUGGAUUUCCUUUGGUGAUUUCCAUAGAAUGGUAUGCUUAAAAGAAGAUGUGGUGGCAUGAGCAAGUGCAAGCAGUUCACUGUGGUUAAAAUGCUGCUGGCUGUGGGAGCUGAGAGCUAAAUUUCAAAAGUUGGCCUAAGUCCCAUUUUCAAAAGUCACAUUGGUGCUUUUGAAAAUAUUAUACCAUAUGCGCAGCUUAGAUUUUGCUCAAAGCAUUCUCUCUCUGUCCCCCUCUCUCUCUCUCUGUCUGUUCCUGCUGCAGAAAAGUUGCCUAUAAAAUAACUUCACUGAAAUAAAUACUAA